UCAGUCUGACAGGAGACGCGCUUCUUCUUCCUUCCUCCCCUCCUCCUCUUCCUCCUCUUCCUCUCUCCCACCUAUCACUCCACCUGGAUUGUACAGAGGCCAGCUGAGGACGCGAGAGAGCGAGCAGAGAAAAGGGGACUCUCACGGACAAACUGGGGAUUCACAUUGAGGAUAGUGCUUCAUCCCAGCCGGCAGGCUGAAGGCACAGCCAGUGGCACUGCAGAGGCACAACAGCAGACUGGGCUAAAGCUUCACUGCCAGAGCAGGUAGAGGAAGAUGCGAUCCCGCAGCAACAGUCUGGAGGAUGCAGCCAAGGCCAAGCUGGAGCAGCAGCGGGCGCACACACGCAGGCGUACUGCAGAGCGGGAAGAGCCUUCAGGGAGGGCUGGGGGUCGGAGCCGGCACCGGGAGCCGCCGGAUGACACGGGCACCAUUCAGAGGAACCACAAAACAGGCAGGAGCAGCGCCAGCUCCAGCGGGAGCGGCAGUGCCAGUGGCGCUGCAAGGAGCAGUCGCAGAGAGAAGGGCAGGGACCUUUCUAGAGAUGACCUCCUCUUUCUUCUGAGCAUGCUGGAGGGAGAGCUGCAGGCCAGGGAUGAGGUAAUCACAGUGCUGAAGGCAGAGAAGAUUGACUUGGCCCUGCUGGAGGCCAAAUAUGGCUUUGUCACACCUCAGAAGGUCCUGCAGGCCCUGCAGAGAGACGCCAUUCAGGGCAAGGCAGAUGUUUUCCAGGAGGAUAUCUACGAGAGGCCCAUGGCAGAGCUGGACAAGUUAGUGGAGAAGCAGAGAGAGACACAUCGGCGGAUGCUGGAGCAGCUGCUGAUGGCGGAGCAGAGUCACAAACAGGCUCUGUACAAGCUGGAGGAUGAGAAGAGGAACCACGGGGAGUUCAUGAAGAAGAGCGACGAGUUCACCAACCUGCUGGAGCAGGAGCGCGAGAGAUUGAAGUUGUUGAUUGAUCAGGAAAAGGCCUACCAAGAACGAAAGGAGGAAGAGAACAACAAAAAGGUCACAGGCCUGAAGGAGGAACUGACAAAACUGAAGUCAUUUGCCUUGAUGGUUGUAGAUGAACAGCAGCGCCUCACUGAACAGCUGAACCAACAAACUGUUAAGGUCCAGGAGCUGAGUGCCAGCGCUUCACAAGUCCAGGAGGAGCUGAGCUCCGCCAAUGCCCGUCUGCAGGAAGAGGAGCAUAAAGUCUUUCGCUUGGAGACUGAGCUGCGUGACCAAGCCGGUCGAUACCACCAGGAACAAGAGGCCAUGACUGCCAAAUUGACCAGUGAAGAUGCCCAGAACAGGCAGCUGCGCCAGAAAAUGUCCACUCUCAGUAGGCAGCUUGAUGAACUAGAGGAGACCAACAAAACUCUACGUAGAGCUGAGGAGGAACUGCAGGAACUGAGAGACAAAAUUAGUCGUGGUGAGUGUGGAAACUCCAGUCUCAUGUCUGAGGUUGAAGAGUUACGGAAAAGGGUGCUUGAAAUGGAGGGAAAGGAUGAAGAGUUGAUCAGGAUGGAGGACCAGUGCAGGGACCUCAACAAGAAACUGGAGAAAGAGGCUAGCCAAAGCCGGAGCCUGAAGGCUGAAGUUGAUAAACUCAACCACAGAAUUAUGGACUUAGAAAAACUAGAGGAUGCUUUUAGCAAGAGCAAACAGGAAUGCAGCUCACUCAAAAGCAACCUUGAGAAGGAGAGGACUGUAUCAAAGGUUUUAUCCAGUGAGCUAGAUGUCUUGAAAGUCAGGGUCAAAGAACUGGAGGCCGCUGAAAGCCAGUUGGCAAAGACAGAGCUGACACUGAAGGAAGAUCUUACCAAGUUAAAGACACUGACAGUCAUGCUGGUGGAUGAAAGGAAGACAAUGGCAGAAAAGCUAAAGCAGAUGGAGAACAAGGUUCAGAACAGCACUGGUAAACUUCAGGCUGAACAGGACAAAGUUACAUCAGUCACAGAGAAGCUAAUUGAAGAGAGCAAGAAAGCACUGAGGUCAAAGGCUGAACUGGAGGAGAAAAUGUGCAGUGCUACCAAGGACAGGGAUGACCUGAAAGCCAAAUUGAGGGCUGAAGAAGAAAAGAGUAAAGACUUGGAGUCUAAGCUCAGUAUGAUGAAGAAACGGCUGCAAUCACUAGAGACCAUUGAAAGAGAAUACCUGAGGAACAAAGCUAAAGAGGAACACAUCAAAACACCCAUUGCCAACCGCUUCCAACAGGAGGACAACAAAGUCAAGGACUUGACACAGGAGGUGGAGCGCCUUCGCCGCAAACUUAAAGACAUGAAAGUUGUGGAAGGCGAUCUCCUGAAGAAUGAGGAGUUAGAGUCACUGGAGAAAAGAUUCUCCAAUGAACAGGAGAGAGCCAGGGCCUUGAUGGAGGAGCUGGAGAUAUCCAGGAAAGAACUCUCAAAGUACCAACUGGCUGAAAAGAAAGAGUGCAGCCAAGAGCAUGUCCUUUAUAAACGUUUGAGGGAAGAGGAGGCAAAGUCAAGUCAUUUGACAAGAGAAGUAGCAGCUCUCAAAGAGAAGAUCCAUGAAUACAUGGGAACAGAAGAGUCAAUUUGCCGCAUGAAAAAUGACCAUUCUACACUGCAAAGAAAACUGACCCAGCAGGAAGUCAGAAACAAAGAACUCGCCAGGGAAAUGGAGACUCUCACUCGUGAGCUUGAGAGGUACAGACGCUUUAGCAAAAGCCUCCGUCCUGGCAUGAAUGGAAGACGCUUUUCAGACCUUCAUGUUUCCACCAAGGAAGUCCAGACAGAGCCACCUGACCUCCUGCCACCCAACUGUCAGACCAUGCCACCACUGGAACGAGCUGUGGUGAACGGAAAACUGUACGAUGAGAGCGAAUCUGAGGAUAACGCAAAUUACAGUAACGAGCUUCAGCUCUCAAAAUGCAGCCCUACGCUCAUCAAUAAUGUUAACAACCUAAACAACAACAUGAGAAGAGCCCGAGUCCCGUUCCUCAAGAACAAAGAGAGCCCCCAUCAGGUGAAUGGUAAAGUGCAACCACGGCAGAAUGGCAACCACGGCGAUGUGGUGUUGACCCACAGUCCUGGGCAGCCUCUGCACAUCAAAGUGACUCCUGACCAUGGACACAACACAGCCAUGCUAGAAAUCACUAGCCCAACCACAGAAAACACCCAGUCAUUCACCAGCACCGCUGUGAUACCCACAAGCGGAGGCCCCCCCAAACAGAGAAUUACCAUCAUCCAGAAUGCAUCCAUAUCCCCCACUGCAAAAUCUGUUUCCCCCACAACAAAGUCUAAAGGUUCCCCAAUGUCUGAUGGACCAUGUUCCCCUGAUCGGGCCUUAUCACCCUUCACUAUGUCCACUUACUCCAGAGCGAUGACCCCCGACUCUUCUGGCUCUGUGACACCCGACAGAGCGAUGUCACCGAUACAAAUUGUGUCGGUGACAACAGGCACCCCGGACCGGUCCCUCUCCACAGAGCCGGUAGAAGUUGUGGGAGGUCACGCCAUCUUCCGCGUGACCCCUGAAAGGCAGAGCAGCUGGCAGGUCCAGAGGUCCAACAGCUCAGGGCCAAAUGUCAUCACCACAGAGGACAACAAAAUUCACAUUCACUUAGGGAGCCCCUUCAUUCAGAGCAUCAGCAGUCCAACACAAACGCUGAGUCCAUGCCACACACCUGGGCUCCAGGAGCAGAGGACUCAAGUGCUGUCCAAUUGCAGUGCCCCUGCUGCCAAAGGCAACAGCAAAAUCACAAGUAGCAUCAUGAUAAAGCCCACCUCCACCCCUAUCCAAAGGCCAUCACAAAUUACAAUACCUAUAGAAGCAUUCCGACGACCGGGACCUACAAGAAUCCCCAAACCUAAAGGCUACAGCUCCCCAAAAGGGACAAACAGCACGGUAGCCAACCUGCGACCGCAGAGCAAGGUGCAGCCGCCACAGGGCGCUCUGCCCGGCGGGAAAGAUGGGACUACCCCAACGCCUGCAGCCAACAACAACCCAAACCUCGUCAACCGCAGACUCUGAUAGAUGUCAAAGGGAUACUUUGAUAGUUUGAGUUCAUUUUAUUUUUUUUGCCACUUUAUGGGACAAAAAUGUAAGAUUAUCUUUAACUGGAGGAAAACUACAUCCAAAUCCAAACUGUCAAAUGUAUCGCUUUACUUUUUGUUGCAUCUUUCGCAAUGGAAGAUAAUUCAGUAGAUUUUGAAUCCUCAUCUACGGUGCUAUGAGGACGGCAAAGUGCAACUCCUUUUGUAUUCAUUUCAUGUUCAAUGUAUAUACACUGUAUUGCUGUAAAAAUUAUCAUACAAACCUUUUAACCUUUUAGUAAAUAGUCGCCAUGCCCAUUUGUCUCCAGCUCGCUGCCACUGAUUUGUGUGAAUGUAGUCACUGUGAUUGGGAAAAAAUUAACAAGCUGUAGUCAUGACAACCACUAGAGUAAUAAAUGUUGUUGAAAGAAUGUUUACUUGUAUUGUGAGUAUCUGUAUUGAUCAUCGAUUACUGUAUCUGCUGCAAGCGCCAGUUAACGAUACAGCCAUUUUAUCCAAUUCUGUGAAUGGAAUACAUGGAUAUUUUUUAAUAAGUUGGCAAUAAUGUACAUACAGGUAUGUUACUGAUGUGUUGUAAUGAAGCUUCUUUAGUGAUAAUCUUUCAAAUGUAACUUUUGUGUUAUUUUUUUGGUUAUCAAUAAAGACUUU
Molecule: messenger RNA, 4652 nt
Organism: Myripristis murdjan (pinecone soldierfish)
Lineage: Eukaryota; Metazoa; Chordata; Actinopteri; Holocentriformes; Holocentridae
Product: filamin A interacting protein 1-like
Exons: 6
Coding region: 277-3981 (1234 amino acids)
Source: RefSeq, a predicted model, not a curated record